AUGACGCAUGCAAGCAAUGUAGAAGCCAUGUCUGCGCCGGCACGCAAAGUUAAGUUCGUCGCGUCAGAUCCCGCUCGUGGCGGUUUGCCUGUCAAGCGACGACAGGUCCAGCAAGCCUGUGAAUCGUGUAGACGGAAAAAGCGAAAAUGCAAUCACGCGGAAGACGCCGCCGCGGACGAUUUCUCGCUGGAUGACCACAAAGGUCUGCCAGAGGCGUCACCUUCGCAGUCCUCGGCCUCCAUAUCGUCUCUCACGCCCUCGGUUCGUGCGAGAUCGCUUGCCGGCGAAGAUGGCGUGCCAUCAGUAUCCAGGGUCAGUCUGAGCUCUGACGUGUCUCCCAUCGCACGGCGUUCUCUUCCGACGGGCUUCAGCCAUGUAGAAGUGCCUGCAAAUGCGCCUGCUACUCCCCAGCUUGCACCGGAUGCUGCCAACAGACCUCAGUCUUCGCGCUUCGUGGGAGACUUGAACCCGGAAGGCAUGUUCAUGGAAGCUGCGGUUCCCAACGUGACUCGGGCCUCGUCACAGAAGGGAGACGUUGGUAUCUGGUUUCCAGCCGCCACGACCGGACAGCAGUCUCAAUUCAUCACCUCUCGCCCUCCGCCGCUCAUGGACAGCUUUAUGCUUCCUUUUGUUCGGGAGCACUGCCUGACUUGUAUGCCCCCUGAACAAGAUUAUGCCAGGCUAAAAGCGACCUUUUUACAAAAAGUCCACCCCGUUUUCCCCGUCAUCCCAGAAGCCGCUCUUAGCGGACCUACGGAUAACCCUGCCCACAUCGCCCUACGACAGCUCGCGUGUUUGGCAGCCGGCUCUGAUCCAGAGAUGGUGUCGCAUCUGCGGCUGAAAAACAAAGGCCCUGGUCUGCUGCGUCCUGCAGAAUUCUCCACCAUACUCUCCUCUUCGGUCCGUGCCAUGUUGGAAACCAGCAUUAUUCCAGAUCGAGUAGUACACAUACAGGCACUCACCAUGCUCUCCCUCUACACUCAGCCCACCUGCGCCGAGGAAUCCGAUUUGCCUGCCCAGCUUGGUGGCAGGGCGAUACACCACAUCCAGACGCUCGGCCUGCAUCUUCUUCGCUACGACGGACCGAAUUAUGGCGACUUGGAAAAUCUCUUUUGCGCAGUGUGGGCACUGGACAGAAUCAAUGCUGCCAUGUAUGGGCGGCCAUGUUUGAUCCACGAGCGAGACAUUGGAGCGGACCUCGAUGCUUGCAUCAAGAAACGCCCGCCUGCCUUUCGGCUCUUACUAUCCGUGGCACAAUGGCUGGAUAAAGUGGUGGAACUAUACCGCCCAGGCCCCAGUGCCCAAGUUUCGGGGUUUGAUAAAGUGGCGUAUAUCGACCUUCCCGUUCUUGAAGCAAUGAUUGUAGAUGCAGAUGCUUUAAAAGUUCCGGCAUCUCUCAUUGCUACCGUCGAAACGUUCUACCAUGCGGUCAUCAUCUUAUCGUGCCGGCUGCCACGGCCAGGGACAAUAAUCGCAGCCUCAACAUUACCACCGCCAUCCGCCAAUGCUCGGCGGUCUCUAGCAGCCGAGCGUAUCGCAUGCGCAGUACCAAGAGACUGCCUUAGCUCGCUUCCUUUUAUUCCCUACGCAGUAUCUCUUGCUCUGAGCGUCGAAUAUCGAAAGAUGAGACACAGCCGGUUACCCAUGUUUCGCGCACGAGCAAUGAAUGCUUUCAGGCGAAACUGCGAUCUCCUUCGAGUCUACGGAGACCACUUCUGGAGUGCCCGCGUUGUUUCCGGACUUGGAGAGCGCGUCUUGAGAGAGAUGGAGCGCGCGGCCAAUACUUUAGCCAAAGAGCUCAGCCCUCAGCCGGCCGACGUCCCAGCCAAGUUAACGGUUGAUGAGCAAGAGGGAUCAACUGCUGCACAAGAUUUGGGAACAGCGGUAUCAUCAGGCGACACUACAACUAUCAAUUCUGCUGCGGGCUUUGAUAACGUCAUUGACUUUUCCAUGAUCAAUUCCAUCUCUGGCCAGGAUGUUUUUGGGCACAUUGAUCCCAACUUCAACCUGGAUGCUGUGGAGGAUGCUCUAGAAGCAAAUCUGGACAUUGGCCUCCCCUUUAACUGGGCAGACUGGGGUCAGUUUGCUCAAUAUUAA
This is a messenger RNA of Trichoderma gamsii, 2097 nucleotides long. RefSeq lists its product as hypothetical. Lineage: Eukaryota; Fungi; Ascomycota; Sordariomycetes; Hypocreales; Hypocreaceae. Bases 1 to 2097 code for a protein of 698 amino acids. Gene Ontology annotation, molecular function: zinc ion binding; DNA binding; DNA-binding transcription factor activity, RNA polymerase II-specific. The record is from RefSeq and is a predicted model, not a curated record. Gene Ontology annotation, biological process: DNA-templated transcription; regulation of DNA-templated transcription. The transcript is spliced from 4 exons.